Messenger RNA from Dicentrarchus labrax (European seabass), 1848 nucleotides. It is a transcript of the gene dnajb6a, whose product is annotated as DnaJ heat shock protein family (Hsp40) member B6a. Lineage: Eukaryota; Metazoa; Chordata; Actinopteri; Moronidae. Gene Ontology annotation, molecular function: Hsp70 protein binding; ATPase activator activity. The coding region runs from base 209 to 1015 and encodes 268 amino acids. The transcript is spliced from 8 exons. The record is from RefSeq and is a predicted model, not a curated record. Gene Ontology annotation, cellular component: cytosol; endoplasmic reticulum membrane. Gene Ontology annotation, biological process: positive regulation of proteasomal ubiquitin-dependent protein catabolic process; protein refolding.
ACAAGAGGCUGAUGAAGAAAUCAGAAACAGGAUGUUGCGUCUAAUUUGUGGAGCUGCAGACUGCUGAACAUGAAUAAACCCAUUUAGCUUCUGUCACAACCUUAACAACGGACUUUCUAACGUAACUGUUUCAUAUAUCUGCUGAGACCACGGACAGCUGAAUUGGGUUCAUCAAGCUUGCUGAAGUUCCUCUCUUCAUCCACUCAUCAUGGUGGAGUACUACCAGAUUUUAGGAGUACGGAGAGAUGCGUCUGCAGAUGACAUAAAGAAGGCGUACAGAAAGCUUGCCCUGAGGUGGCACCCUGAUAAAAACCCAGAGAACAAGGAUGAGGCUGAAAAGAAGUUCAAGGAGCUGUCAGAGGCUUAUGAAGUCCUUUCAGAUGUCAACAAGAGGAGCAUAUAUGAUCGCUACGGCAAAGAGGGGCUGACAGGGAACAAUGGAGGAAGAGGGGGCCAUUUCCACAACGGAGACCAUUUCCACGAACCGUUCACAUUCCGCAACCCAGAAGAUGUGUUCCGGGAAUUCUUCGGUGGCAGAGACCCAUUUGCAGACUUUUUUGGUACAGAUCCAUUUAGUGAUGAUCCAUUCUUUGGCCGACGGCACCAAAGUCGGGCAAAUCGCAGCCGGACAGGUGGCUCGUUUUACGGGGGCUUUGUUGGUUUUCCUCCCUUUGGGGCUGGCUUCUCACCUUUUGACCCAGGCUUUGGCUCUUUUGGCCCCAUGAGCCCCAUGGGUCACAUGGGUCACAUGACAACCAUGGGCAGUCUGGGAGGUGGGGGCUUCACCUCUUUCUCCUCCACCUCCUUUGGGGGAGGAGGAGGAGGAGGGGGAGGAGGAGGCAUUGGCAACUUCCGCUCCGUAUCCACUUCCACCAAGAUCAUCAACGGCAGGAAGAUCACUACUAAAAGAAUCGUGGAGAACGGUCAGGAGCGGGUGGAGGUGGAGGAGGACGGGCAGCUGCGGUCAUUAACCAUUAACGGUAAGGAGCAGCUCCUGCGACUGGAACACAAGUAAAGACGGAAGCAUCCUCUGCUGGAGAAGUGUUACCUCAGCACAAACAUACCAACAAACUUGAGCUCGGAUCAGAGGGAAGAAAAAAAAAAGCAACAAAACAAUGUAAUAAUAGUGCUCUACUGUUGUUUGGAUGUACAUACUUAGGUUGUGUUUAUUUCCCCCAUGUCCUCUCCCUGCUGACUCUCAUUUGUUAACCUACGAUUCCAAUCCGAGGAUUUGGAUGCAGACUUUUCUAUGCAUUUUGUUAAUGUAUUUCUGAAUUGGAGCUGUCCUUAUAUUUUGGCUCAGGGUGGUGUUAUUGUUUCAGUGUGUGGGACCACAGUGUUGUUCUGAUGUAUAUGACAAGACCCCCCCUCGCCUCCCCCUUUUUUUCCCGUUACUUUCUUUAUGCACUCCGCUGUGUGUCAGUCUGUGCGCAGACAACACACAUUGUGUUCAGAAAACAAAGCAUGACUUUGGUUUUCAUCUGAAAAGUAAAAAUAAAUUGUUGAAUUUUAUUUUAAAAGUGGGUAGGAAUAACAUAAGCACCCCCUUUCCCCUCUCUGUUUACUGCUUGUCUAACCUCUUCUUAGUCAUAAUUGUUUUUUAUUAAAAAAUUUAAUGCUGGUAGGAUGAGUUAUGCAAUUUUAUAUGUUCUAAUACCAAUGUGUUUUUUUUUUUUUUUGUUUAUUUAAUAAUGCAUGUACUGUUGAUGUUGAGUCUUAAUGUUAAAGCUGCAUUAUGAUGCACAAAUAUGGAAGGCAUUCUAUAAAUGGUAUAUGGAUAUGGAAGGAAUUUUGUGUACUUUGUAAACCAGUAAAUCUGAGUUUCAUCCUGUUUUCAGGGUACUGAAA